Messenger RNA from Artibeus jamaicensis (Jamaican fruit-eating bat), 2385 nucleotides. Its product is annotated as ERV-BabFcenv provirus ancestral Env polyprotein-like. The transcript is spliced from 2 exons. The record is from RefSeq and is a predicted model, not a curated record. Bases 74 to 682 code for a protein of 202 amino acids. NCBI's taxonomy places the organism in Eukaryota, Metazoa, Chordata, Mammalia, Chiroptera, Phyllostomidae.
AGAGGAGACCACCAGGACCAGACCAAGUGCCUGCCCUGAGGCUCCGGAGAACUCCCCAGGAGGGGAGAACAGAAUGGACCGUUGUUCCUGGGAGCAUCACGCCAUCACCGGCACCUUCACCGUCUUCGGGGGAUUUGGACUCUGGUACACUGCUCCAGGAGACUGGUCAUCAGUAAACGCCACUCCCUCUGAGACAGCAAGAUCCAGCCCAGGCUGGCACACCGGACCAGUCAAGGCGCCCCUAUAUGAGAACCAGGGAGAAGAGUCCUACCUCAACAGCUCGGACUGGUGCAAGGGAAAGAAGAACACUACCCUCCGCCCACCAGAUGGACUAUUUUUCUGGGCCAACCAGACCUUACUUCCAAAGAUUAAUUGCUCAGAUACUCAGGUAUACUUCUUAGUAGCCCUAGCCCCUCAGCUUUUUGCUUAUCCCCCAGGUGAAUUAGAAGCUAAGUACAUGAGUUCCACCUUGCAUAAACAAGCUGUAUUCCUCCCAGUUUUAGUAGGCCUGAGCCUUGCAGCCUCUAUCGCUGGCAUCAGUGCAGGGGGAGCCGGCCUAGCCACUAGUUUACAAUCCCAAGAAGCCAUACGUCAGGAACUCAACGAGGCUCUAUCCUCAGUGGCCACCUCCAUGGCCUCACUCCAACGCCAGAUCCUCUCCCUGGCCAGAGUAUCACAGUAGAAUCGCCGAGCUCUGGACCUCCUCACUGCAGACAAAGGAGGCACCUGCAUAUUCUUGGGGGAGGAAUGCUGCUAUUUUGUUCAUGAAAGUGGCCUAGUUGAAGAAAAUAUCCAGCGCAUUAAUGAACUAAAAAUUAGAUUCAGGCCAGGCUCAGGGAAUAGGCCCACGUCUUGGUGGCAAGAUAUUUUACUCUCCACUCUGGCCCCUAUCCUAGGCCCAGUAAUAAUACUCAUACUUAUAAUUUCUAUAGGACCCUGGGCCAUCAGGACGGUAGUCAGGCAGCUGGAAAGUACGUUAGUAAGGAAGACCACCAGCCGCAUACUAAUGCUUCAACAACAAUACGAGCAGAGGAAUCCUCUCCUGGGUGCAGAGACAAACGGAAGCGCUGUCUAAGCACCCGCAGGGGGGAAUGAAGGGAGAGGUCCUAGGAGACUUUCACUCACCUAGCACCCCCGCUGGGAAUGCUGGUAGCCGGACAGUCAGUAGGGCUGGGACUAGCACCCCUGCUGAUAGAACAAUUGUCACAUUCUGCUUCUGUAUCCCAUGUUUGUCACGUACACAGGAAGACCCCUAAUCUAUAUAUUCCCCAAGAAUCCUUUGUUCGGGGCUCAGAAUUUGGAGACUGACUCCUCUGGGCCCGUGCACGUAAAGGAAUAAACCUCGUACUCCAGAAUCCCUCAGUGUCUGGUCGCUUCAUUUCCCGUAACAAUAUAACAUGAAAAUUUAGGGCAAAGUAUGGGGAAAAGGCCAGAAACUUAUGAAGGGAAGUGCUUUCCCCUUAAAGCUGAAGCAAUACCAUUACAAGAAUCAAAUCGAGAGAUGCCCCUUGAUUUGAAGUGCAUUAAAAUAAAUGCAAAUUCAGGAGAGCGGGAGCCAAAUUUCGGAGGAGGUCAUCUGGCUGCACUCCCGCUUCCUGGAAGAGCCGCGAAGAGAGACGCUGCGCACACACGGCCCAGAACGUGGGGAGGAGCCCGUCCUUGGUCAGCUUGCGGGGCUCACGGAGGACAGCCCUGACUUCCACCUGCUGGUGCGGGAGGACCUGAAACUGACCCGAGUUACGUGCCACACCUCCCUCGUGAGGGUCUUUGGUAAGAGCAGGCUCAUUCGUGGCUAUGCACACCAGACAACCAGCCCUUGGCCGGGCUUUCUUUGUGGACAUUGCGACUUAAAACCUUGAUUUCCUGAGAACCCCCCUCUAUCCUGCCAACUAACCCUUUCUUGAACUCCAGGGUCUCUGGAAGGGCUGUCAGAAUUCUAUUGAAAGUGGCUGCAUUUAUCUUCAUCUGUCUCAGAAGUCACAUUUCCCCUGUGCCCUUGGAUCAGGGCUGGAAACCAUUAGAAGGUCUCUGAUGCCCCAUUCUUCUUCCUUCUCUGCAUUCCCUGUGGUAUGACUCAGCCCGCCGUCCAGAACACAAUUAGACCAUGAACAUGCCGCUGCCUGCAGGUAUCAAGGCUGACUGUGCCCGUUGGAAAAUGUCUCCUGAGAUUAACAUCUUCAAAUAAGCCAAAAAGUGGUAUUGUUUUCUUUGCUGGAAAGAAUUCCCUACGUGUUCUAUCAUUAGCCGGUUCCAUUUGCAGGCCCCAGGCUGCAGUUAGGGACCCAGUGGAGCUACUUUCAGGGAGGAGAAAGCUUCCUGGGCUUACGGAAUGGAAAGGACAGUUCAGAUCCACAGAAUGAGGUCUACUUACGGUAAUCAUGAGCG